AUGUCUCUUCAACAGCUUUUAGGAGAAGAAGUUCCUACAGAAAAAGUUUGCUCUGCUCUUUUGGGCUACGAAAAGAAAAAAGGUGAAGAGAACAAUGCCAAUUCCGAGUCGAAUAAAUCAAAUCUGUUAGAGGAUGAGGAAGAUACUACCUCUACUGUCUGGUUACAGUUGUCUACCUUGAAGUUCAUUACGAAUAAUAGAAAACUGAUACCUUUUAAGAUUCCCUUGAAACACUCAAUCAUCCCUUCCUCUUAUGAGGCUUGCUUGAUUGUAAAGGAUCCCCAAAGAACUUAUAAAGAUUUGGUCAGUGAAGCAGGCAUGUCAGGUGUCGUGACUCGAGUCAUUGGAAUUAACAAACUGAAAGCCAAAUGGAAAUCGUUUGAACAAAAAAGACAGCUUCGCGACCAGUUCGAUCUUUUUUUGGCUGAUGACCGUGUCAUUUCUAUGUUGCCUAAUGUAUUGGGCAAGACCUUCUAUUCCAAGACAAAGGCUCCUAUUCCUGUUCAUAUCAGCACUGAAAAUGCUGACCAGUUGAAGAAGCAAGUCGUUUCUGCCUACAACGCUACUUAUUUCCGUGCUUCUCCUUGCAGCAGCUUUAUGAUUCGUUGUGGACAUACUUCCAAUACUUCCCAAGAACUUGCCGAUAACAUUGAAUCCAUCGUGAAGUACUUGUGUGAAAAGAAGGUUGUCCCCAAAGGUGGCAAGGGUAUAUCAAGCAUUCAUGUCAAGACUACUCAAAGUAUGGCGGUUCCACUUUGGAAUAACCCCAAUUUGGAAGAAGAAGUUAUGAAACUUCGUGCUUCUACUGAGGAAAAGGACACUUCUAAGAGAAAGCCUACCGAAGAAACCAAGACAACUGCUUCUCCUAACAAGAAGGCCAAAACAAAUGCAAGUAAAACUACUGAAGAAACCAAGCCAGCUGCUUCUUCUAACAAGAAGACCAAUACAAAUGCAAGUAAAACUACUGAAGAAACCAAGCCAGCUGCUUCUCCUAACAAGAAGACCAAUACAAAUGCAAGUAAAACUAUUGAAGAAACUAAGUCAUCUGCUUCUCCUAACAAGAAGGCCAAAACAAAUGCUGGUAAGGCUACUGAAAUAAAACAGGAGGAGAAGGCAACUAAGAAUGAUCAGGGAGAGGGUAAGAAUGCCUCUCCUAAAAAGAAGGUGCCUGUUGAGAAAUCUACUGAGAAGCCUCCUCAGAAGCAAAAAGCCAUACCAAAACAAAAGGAGGAUUCAGCAAAGAAAAAUAAUCUUGCUAAUCAGCCAUCAAAAAAGAACGGAUCAUCCGAUUCUCCGUCUAAGCAACCCGAACAGGGUUCUGCGCAAACAAAUACGACUAAUGGGAAAAAGAAGGCUGGUAAACAAAAGGCUAAAGGGAAACAAUAA
Messenger RNA from Schizosaccharomyces osmophilus, 1386 nucleotides. RefSeq names its product U3 snoRNP-associated protein Cic1/Utp30 family. The coding region runs from base 1 to 1386 and encodes 461 amino acids. Lineage: Eukaryota; Fungi; Ascomycota; Schizosaccharomycetes; Schizosaccharomycetales; Schizosaccharomycetaceae. The transcript is spliced from 2 exons. The record is from RefSeq and is a predicted model, not a curated record.